This is a messenger RNA of Miscanthus lutarioriparius, 546 nucleotides long. NCBI's taxonomy places the organism in Eukaryota, Viridiplantae, Streptophyta, Magnoliopsida, Poales, Poaceae. The record is from the annotation of a GenBank genome assembly.
AUGGCCAACGCCAACCGCACCAUCCAGAUCCUGCUAGCGGUGCUCGCCGCCACUGCCAUCACCAACGGCACCGCCAAAACUACUCACCACCUCCAGUUCUACAUGCACGACACGGUGACGGCGUCCACGGGGAGCGCACAGACGGCGGAGCGCGUGGUGAGGGGUGCGACGCCGCUGCCGGGCGACCCCAUCAACCGGUUCGGCGACAUGUACGUGAUCGACGACCCGCUGACGGAGGGGCCCGACGCGGCGUCGUCCCGCGUGGUCGGGCGCGUGCAGGGGUUCUACCUCUUCGCGUCCCGCUCGGGCGACGGGGCGGCGCUGCUGCUCUCCGCCAACAUGGUGUUCACGGCGGGGGAGCACAACGGGAGCGCCGUCGCCGUGCUGGCCAGGGACGCCAUCCUCGACGACGUCAGGGAGCUGCCCGUGGUUGGGGCCACGGGCGGCCUCCGCGGCGCCGUCGGCUACGGCCUGCUCAGGACGCACGCCUUCAACGCCAGCAGCAACAACGCCGUACUCAAGAUCGACAUGUACCUCAGCGUCUAG